GAGCUGUGAGCAUCCGCAGUGCGCAUCGUGUGUUGUGUUGUGAAUGGUGUCGUUACGAGCCACUUUCAGCCAAAAGUUUACUGUCUGGCCUAUGAUCUGCGGCCGCGAAAAUGUUUGUGCGUGACAUUUAAACAUCGACGUGCACGCGCAGUGAUUCUGUGGAAAAUCUAAAUGAGAAAAGCGUCCGCUCUUAGUUUCCGUACGACGAUAUAAUCGUGUUGUUCGUAGAGCGGGAACUGUCGAAUAUCACACAAUGGCAGAUUUCGACGCGAUCUACGAAGAGGAGGAAGAAAAUGAACAAAAUUUGGAGGAACAUUACGUGACAAUGGUGCCGGAUCCCAUAGUUAUUCGGGGAGCUGGAAACAUGACUGUAUUUGGUCUUAGUAAUUGUUUUGAAUCGGGGUUUCCAAAUGAGCUGGUAUCACGCGUUGCCCCAGAAGAAUUCAAAGCAACUGUUAUGAGAAUAAACAGUGUGUUGAAAAAAACUUUACCCGUUAAUGUUAAGUGGUUAUUUUGUGGCUGUGUCUGCUGUUGUUGUACAUUAGGUUGUUCUCUUUGGCCUGUCAUCUGUUUAAGUAAAAGAACACAGCACUCGUUAAACAAAUUAUUAGAAUGGGAAAACAGUAGACUAUAUCAUAAACUUGGAUUACAUUGGAGGCUGGCAAAACAAAGAUGUGAUACGUCGUCUAUGAUGGAAUAUGUUCUAUUAAUUGAAUUUAUUCCAAAAAUACCCAUAUACAAACCUGACUAAAGUCAAGAUCUGGAUUCUUAUGUAAGUUGUACACAUGUAGCAAAUCAGUGCAAGUCUGUGACAUGCAAAAGCUGUACACUUCUGGCUUAAAGUGAAAUGAAAGAAUACCACUAUAGAUAGCACUUGCAGGAGGCAUAUUUUUGUAAAUAUUACGUGUAGGAUUGCACAGUACAAUAAUUUGAACGAGAUUCGAAUGUUGAGUAUACUAAUCUACAUUAGUUUUAUCUCUUAAAAAUCAUCUAAUUGACUAAGUAUAAAAAUGCAGGCAAUUUUCGUUUAGUUUCUAUCAAAUGGAAUUUACUUUGUUUCCUGUUAUUGCUGCAUUCAAAACUGAAGAUAUUCAAUACUUACUCUGUUGCUCUGGAAAAGUCAAAAAAACAGGAUCAUGUACAUGUUAAAAAUACUGCUUGACGUUUAGUUUGCUAGUCAUUAAUACAUAAUUGUCUUGAACAUCUUU
Molecule: messenger RNA, 1208 nt
Organism: Megalopta genalis
Lineage: Eukaryota; Metazoa; Arthropoda; Insecta; Hymenoptera; Halictidae
Product: cysteine-rich hydrophobic domain-containing protein 2
Source: RefSeq, a predicted model, not a curated record